UCGUUUGAUCGGUUUUUGAUCUGUUGGCCCCCUUAAUUUAUGCAAUCGGCUAGGUCGGCUUCAUAAAUUCACUUACACUUGUAUAGGAAUUUUAUUUGUUCCCUACCCCAGGUUCUGCUGUUUCUCAAGCGAUCUAGACCAGUAUAGCAAGUGUUUGGUAAAAGAAGAACCCAACCAAUCCAGAUCUACAGGGGUUUUCAGUGGAGCUUUAGUUGUGUAGUAUUUCAUUUUGAAUAGUAUAUAAAUAUUGUAAAAUGUUUCAAAAUCAUUCGAAUAGUCAAAUAGAAAACGUUUUCUUUCAUACUUUUCGACAUGCGAUAAUUAUUUAACUUUAACAAGUUGUACUGUGAUCGCAAAAGCUGAAUGAAACAAAAACCCCUGUACAAAUAAAGCUUCUCUUCGGCGGUGUGCACAUGACAAUAUCAACAACUGAUUAACAAGCGCGAUUUGGGUACUAGUGGUCCGUAUCUCAAGGUUUGAUUGCCGUGUCCAUCAUUCGUGCUUGUGCAGCAGCCGUAACCAGUCUCCGGAAGCUUCAGUUGAAUCGUGACCGUGUAUCACCCUCUCCCCAAAAUGUCAUCGAUCGUACGCAAAGUGAUCUCCACCAAGAAGUGCCCGAAAGCAGUGGCACCGUACAGCCAAGCCAUCGUGGCUGACCGCACUGUGUACUGUUCCGGUGUUCUCGGUAUGGAGCUGGAUACGCUGAAGUUGGUACCGGGCGGUGCAGCAGCACAAACCGCAAAAGCGCUUGAACAUUUGACCACCCUGCUGUCCGAGGCGGGAUCCGGAAUUGAUAAGGUUGUCAAAACGACCGUUCUGAUCGGCGAUAUGAACGAUUACGCCACCGUCAACGAGGAGUACAAGAAAGUGUUCAGCAGCAGCUUUCCAGCACGAACAUGCUACGGAGGCAUCAAGUUGCCUCUCGGUGCUGCCGUGGAGAUAGAGGCCAUCGCGCUAACCGGUGCCGUGGUAAACAUUUCCGAAUGACUGGAUUCGAAAAUGUAGAAUAGCGAUGGUCAAACCGGGUGAUCGAUCCGGUGAACUAAUGGCUUGCGGUUACGGUUAGCGUUUCUACAUCUUUCUCGUUGCAGCACUAUGGAACAUACAUUUGCCAACAGUGAGGCAAUUGGUUUAGCAUAGCCGUAAUAAAUGGUAAACAAAUCGUA
Anopheles funestus (African malaria mosquito) is the source of this 1166-nucleotide messenger RNA. It is a transcript of the gene UK114, whose product is annotated as rutC family protein UK114. Gene Ontology annotation, cellular component: cytosol. Bases 574 to 987 code for a protein of 137 amino acids. The transcript has 3 exons. The record is from RefSeq and is a predicted model, not a curated record. Gene Ontology annotation, molecular function: deaminase activity. Lineage: Eukaryota; Metazoa; Arthropoda; Insecta; Diptera; Culicidae.